Messenger RNA from Portunus trituberculatus (swimming crab), 2018 nucleotides. RefSeq names its product 2-(3-amino-3-carboxypropyl)histidine synthase subunit 2-like (gene Dph2). The record is from RefSeq and is a predicted model, not a curated record. NCBI's taxonomy places the organism in Eukaryota, Metazoa, Arthropoda, Malacostraca, Decapoda, Portunidae. Gene Ontology annotation, molecular function: 2-(3-amino-3-carboxypropyl)histidine synthase activity. Gene Ontology annotation, biological process: protein histidyl modification to diphthamide.
AUCUGAUCACAAGCUUUCAGGACCCAGCAGGAUAGAAUGGUUGAGCAUCUCCUAAAAGCGACUCGCUUUCUGUGACAGUUUGUUCAUCAAUGUAAACAAAACUUGCACGUGUGUGACCAUCCAGAAAGUCAAGGAAACGGGGUCACAUCCUGGCAUGAGCAGGUGAAGCAAGAUCAAGCUGCCUGGCUGCUACUCACUGGCCAGGAAGAUGUCUGCCUUCACCAGCAUGGGCACAGAUGUGCUGCAGCGGCAGGUGGCUGAGGGCGAGUCCCGCGCCGCCUCCCUGGCCCUUCAGGACAUGUACGAGGUCAGCCGCUGCGUGGCGUGGGUCAGGCAGGGCCACCACCACAAGGUUUGCCUACAAUUCCCUGAUGAGUUGCUUGGGGACGCUGCAGCUGUGGCCGAGGCCUUGAUGUGCCAGCUGGCCCAGCCGGUGUACAUCCUUGGAGAUACAACUUAUGGCAGCUGUUGUGUUGAUGAGGUGGCAGCGGAGCAUGUCGGAGCUGAUGCUGUGAUACAUUUUGGUAACACUUGUCUGAGUCCCUCACAACGACUGCCUGUGCUGUACGUCCCCACCAGGCUGCACGUGGACACUGGUGGGAUGUUGGAGCGGUUGAAGGUAGCUCUGAAGGAGGAGAUGAAUGGUGACCACCCAUUGGUCUUCCUCUUUGAUGCCAGGUGUCAGUAUGUGGCAGGUGAAGUGUUUUCAGAGUUGCAUGACUUACUGCCUCACCUGGUGUGCUCCAGUCUGGUGGGUGUGAAGUGGGAGGAACACACCACUCCUGACACAGAGGACAAACUUGCCUGUCACUCACAGCACAGGGAAAGGAAAGGGUCCAGCAGUAACGAACAAAAUGUAAAUUGUUGUAUUGCGUGUGAGACCUGCAACAGUGACUUGAAAUGCAACCAUGAUGAUUCAGGGAAGUGCCAUGAAUCUGGAGUGGAAAAUGUUCACAGAAACAGUCAUAAUGACUCUAGCACAUCUGAUGACUCCACCAGUUUUAAGAGAAAUACAGAAAAAAGCCAUGGGGAAGUAAAGUUCAAUGGACGAUGUGUAUUGUUACCAAGUAAUGCUAAUAUUAAUGAGUGCAACUUUAUUUAUUUAGGUCCCAAAGGACCCACCUUGGAUAGCCUUCUACUGCGCUUUGCCAGUGCCACUUUCUACCACCUGCCGCCGAGUGGUGGCGAGGUACAGAAGGUCUCAGGGAUGCAGAGUCUUUGUCGCAACAUCAAACUGGAAAUGAUUCGUGAUGCCCAGAUCAUUGGCGUCCUGGCGGGGACAUUGGGUGUCGCCAGGUACCGAGAGGCAAUUGCCCGGCUCAAGACAAUCAUCAAGGCUGCUGGGAAACGGAGUUACACAUUUGUGGUCGGCAAACCCAAUGAACCAAAACUGGCCAAUGUCUCCGAGAUUGACGUGUUUGUCUAUGUGGCGUGUCCAGAGACAACGCUGGUGGACCGCGCCUCAGACCCAGUCCUCUAUAGGAAGCUGGUGGCUCCCUGGGAGGUGGAGGUGGCUCUGGUGGCUGGCCGGGAGUGGAGCAUGAACUUUGAGUCUGACUUUAGUACCUUGCUGCCUGGUGGAGCACACCACAUGGCAGUGUGCGAGGCAGCUGGGCGGCAGGAGGCAAGCGUCUCUCUCAUCACUAAUCAGACACAGACACUUGGCUUAAGGGACAGCAGUGAGGUAGGCACAGCGGGACCAGUGAUGGUGCAAGAGGGCAAGGCUCUGGCUGCCCUACAUGUAGGAGGUGGUGGGCAGGUUCUUGGGGGACGGUCCUGGGCUGGGCUGGACCCGUCCCAUCCUGCACCUGCUGCCAGUACUGUGGUGGUGGAGGGAAGGAAAGGUAUUGCUGCUGAAUACCAAGACGAGAAAGUGUGAUGAGUGCAUAGGUGCUGCGUGUCCUUCUAUAGUGCACCGACUAACACACCAACCUGGCUAGUACACCACAAUGUGUACUGCUAACUCUGUAUGAGCUUCACCAAAUAAAGCUUCCUUGCUUUCAGACAUUAUUACAGAA